Molecule: messenger RNA, 2795 nt
Organism: Notolabrus celidotus (New Zealand spotty)
Lineage: Eukaryota; Metazoa; Chordata; Actinopteri; Labriformes; Labridae
Product: arylsulfatase I
Exons: 6
Source: RefSeq, a predicted model, not a curated record
AUGACCACCACCCUCCACUACUUUGCCCACUCCUCCACAGACCAAGGGAAAGUUAACGUUAAGAACGUCCAAAUGGCACUGUUUCAUAUCUGGCCUUACAGCACUGAUGUCACUGUCCUGUGUGUCAUCUGCUUCAUAACGCAGAGGAGGCAUUGAGCCAGGUGGCCCUUCAUAACCUCCAUGUGUUGCUUUAAUGGUUCGGGCUGCAUGGGUGAACACAAGUCUGUGGAUGACAGUGUUGGCACAGGGGAGGUGGAAAAGCCCAGGCCACCUCACCUUCUUUUUAUCAUGGUGGAUGACCAGGGUUAUGGAGACAUCGGCUACCAUGGCUCAGACAUCCACACACCUGUACUGGACCGGCUGGCAGCAGAGGGGGUCAGGCUGGAAAAUUAUUAUGUCCAGCCUAUCUGCUCCCCUUCUCGCAGUCAACUCAUGACAGGGCGCUACCAAAUUCACACUGGACUCCAGCAUUCGAUCAUCCGAUCCCGUCAACCCCUCUGCUUGCCCUCAGACAUUCCCACCCUGCCAGAGCAUCUAGCUGAAGCAGGAUAUGCCACACACAUGGUGGGGAAAUGGCACCUCGGCUUUUGCAGGCCGAGCUGUCUGCCCACAGGACGUGGAUUUCAGAGUUUCCUAGGCACCCUCACUGGCAGUGGAGACCACUUCUCUUACAGGAGCUGUGAUGGCGCUGAGGCAUGUGGAUUCGACCUGCAUGAUGGAGACAGGCCUGCCUGGGAGAUGAGGGGCAACUACUCCACCUUGCUGUACAUCGAGAGAGCAAAGGAAAUCCUGAGGAGCCAUGACCCUCGUAAACCACUUUUCCUCUACUUGUCACUUCAGGCUGCCCAUACACCCUUGCAGGUACCCAACCAUUUUCUGCACCACUAUAACUCUCAGGAAAACCGGGUCAGGCGCCAUUAUGCAGCUAUGCUGAGCUGCCUGGAUUAUGGGGUUGGACAAGUGGUUCAGGAACUGAGGACUACUGGGCUCUAUAAAGACUCAGUUCUGAUCUAUUCGUCUGAUAAUGGUGGGCAACCACUCUCUGGGGGGAGUAACUGGCCACUGAGAGGUGGCAAAGGAACCUACUGGGAAGGGGGCAUUAGGGCUGUGGGCUUUGUGCAUAGCCCUCUCCUGAAGAAUAAGGGUGUAGUCAGCAGAGCAUUGAUCCAUGUUUCCGACUGGUUUCCAACGCUACUGGGGCUAGCUGGGGUCCUUAAGUCCCAUCAUGGUUUGGAUGGUCAUGAUGUGUGGGGGACCCUCAGCGAGGGACAUGUCUCUCCCCGCACUGAAAUACUUUUCAACAUUGACCCAGUCUCCAGGAAGCCUGGGGAGCCAUAUGACAAGGCAUUACUCAAUGGCUUUGGGAUAUGGGACACCGCCGUAAGGGCAGCAAUAAGGGCUGGGGACUGGAAGCUACUGACAGGAAAUGUGGGUGACGGGGACUGGAUACCACCACAGGCUCUUCCUGAUGGCCCAGAACGUUGGCAGAGACUUGAGAAGCGACGCAAUGAGCCAGGGAAGUCAGUGUGGUUGUUUAAUGUCUCUGCUGAUCCCUACGAGAGAUCAGACCUGGCAGAAGCUCGUCCAGAGGUGGUGAAACAUCUCCUGAUCAGACUGGCAGAGUACAACCAGACAGCAGUGAUGGCCAAGAAUCCACCAGAUGAUCCUAUGGCAGACCCUGAGCUCCAUGGAGGGGUGUGGAGUCCCUGGCUGGGCCUGGAGGGGCAGGAGGGACAUAAUGGAGAGGGGGAUGGCAGGAAGGAAAGGAUUAUGAAGAUGAAGCACUGCAAACUUUGCAAGUUAAAAGCUCUCUUCAAAAAGGUGGGGUCACGCCUGCAGAGGAACAGCCUCUUCUAAAUUAACCAAUACUAACUAGACAAAGGGUUUAGUAUGCUUCAAGGGAACAACAUUGGACAAAGUGCCGACUGAAUACAUUUAAAGUCAGUUAUAUAGAAACGACAUGGAUAAUAGUGGCCUUGGUUAACAGCUGAGCCAAAGAAAAUGUUGACAAAGUGAGGAGAGACGUGGAGAAUCAUUAAAUGAGGAAAGGACUUCAUUUGAAGCUUAGUGAUACCUUGACCAUGAAACAUAUAAAUAAAUAUAUGGAUGGAGCUAAACAAAACCAGCAGAAAAACAGGCAGGUCAGAUAGACAAGAUAGACAAGAUAGACCCUGAAUCAAAUACUGAAGAUCGGCAGAUAAACAGGCAGCCUGAAAGACAAAGCAGACAGGAGUCUGUGGCUGACUGAGCAAGCUGACUCACCCACUGUCCUGUGGCCAAAACUGCAGCAAGAUGACUUUGGGCUGCAGUUGGACUACAUAGGGAGCAAAGAGUGUGUCAUUGUGCUUGUAUGUCUGUGCUCAUGAAUAGUUUGUUUAAUACAGAUAGAGUAAGUGAAUAUGGAAGUGAGGCCUAAAGAGAUGUGAAGAAGAAGAAGAAAGGCACAGAACAUGACCUCUUGAUGUCUCAUCUUGUAAUCAUCCAAAAGGACCCUUCAAGGAUGACACAAAGACCCACGGGGGUUGUUUUCUGUCAAAUGUUACUUUGGUCUUGUUCUUGGAGGUUAUAUUGAUUCAUGUCUGCUUAUCCUGUAGCACAAUGCUCUGCCUUUAAAUGACCUCUGACCAAACCAAAGCAUGAUGUCCAUUCCCUGCAGCGAUGACUGACCAACUGAAGCUCAACUGAUACUCUCAGUCCUCUCUGGAACUUCGAACGUUACUGAACUCAUAUUGUGUUUUACAUUUCUGAACACUGAUUCAAAUUCUCUGAAUAAUAAACAUAAAUAUAACAAAUAA